This is a messenger RNA of Oikopleura dioica, 1734 nucleotides long. Lineage: Eukaryota; Metazoa; Chordata; Appendicularia; Copelata; Oikopleuridae. The record is from the annotation of a GenBank genome assembly.
AUGCUUGUAAAGGGUCACAAAUUGACACUGCUCUGUAUAUGUCUUAUUUUGCUGAAUAUUCUCCAGUAUUCAAGAUACGACUCGGUCACUUGCCAAAAUAUACGAUUGUCGAAUAAUUUGCACGGAGAAUUAUUUGAAAGGAAAGAGAAUCCAAAGGAUCAGAACGAGAAGGAAGACUUCUGGGAUAAUGGCAAAGAAGACGGAGGCCUCAUUGCUCUUCAAUCUAUCUUCGACGCGAUAGAAGACACGGAAGUUCCACUCCAGGAUAUUCCGAUAAAACACAGGCACUCGGCUUUAUCCGCCCUUAAGGGGGUGUCAUCGGAUAUCCGCAUGAUGCACCGUCACAUGGCGCGUCUUGCAAUGAAGCUCAAUCCAUCAUUAAAAGUCGACGUUCAGUUCUAUGGCAACUUUCCUGACCCAAACGAGAACGUUUUCGACGAUUUUCGUGUUACUUCUUACAUGCCAUUAGCUUCUCUUCAAAAUGCCUACGAGGGAAAGUGGUCGCAGUACAGUGCUAUUUUCUGGAUCGCAAACAGCCUCAACAUCAUUGACAUAACAACGAUUCAAGAUGGAAUAGAAACUGUUUCCACUAGCUCUCCAGGAACGCUUUUGUGUGGUAAUGCAGUAAAUGGCAAAUCUUGCGUCGCUGACGCAAUGAUGUUCACUCCUGAAACUGGAAAAAUGAUUUACAUGCGAAUAAGAUCGUCGAUGGGGAUAAUCGCAUCAAUAUCUCAAAAAUAUACACAGCCAUCUUCGAUCAUUAACCCAUUAAGUGGUUUCUUGGGAUCAGAGUCAUUCGAAAUUCGCUUCAACAAAAAGAUGAACUUAUCUCUGGAUAAAAUAUCCAAAGCAUAUCAACUUUUCACUGCGCAUUCAACGAAACGAAAUCUACCAAAAUAUCUUCGUGAAACGCAGAUUGUCUCGCAACAAAAACGAGUCAAAUUUAUACAACCUCCGUCUUGCAGCGGAGAUGGUUUCGUCAGUUUCAUUAAAUCGAGCCGGAAGGGCUCUUUUCGGCGAGAUGAGAUUCGCAAAUAUUACAUGGAAAUUUUAAAGAAGCAAUACCAGGACUCCUUCCAUCUGUUCUUUCUUCUUGGAAGUCCAUCGUCAAAAGAGGAAAAAUGGCUAACUGACGAAAUCAAAGCUGAGAGCGAAAAACACAAUGACAUAGUGCUAUAUGAUUAUGAAGACAAUUAUGAAAACUUGCCAAUGAAAACAUUUGCUGGUUAUCAAUUUUUCAAUGAUCGCUGUAUGAAGAAAAAAUAUGCGAUCUUCCACGACGACGAUAUUUUCAUAAAGCUCAACGAGCUGGAGGGUCAAUUAAAAAAGUUGGAUCCGUCCGUACCUGAAAUAAAGUGUUUAAAAGGAAAAUGCAUCCCUGAAGCGCCAGCAAUGUACUUCGGAAAAUACUAUACCUGGAUUGACCUCUAUCCUCCAAUGUACUUUAUUCCCACCUAUAGUAACGGGCAAGCAACCGCUCUCACAGCAUCAGCAGCAAGAAAAAUAUAUGAAGCGGCAAAGGAAACGGAUUACAGAGAGUUCCGCAUCGAGGAUAUGCUCUACACGGGGAUCCUACGUGUUAAAGCAGGCAUCUCUAAGAUCUCUGGGAUGGUGCUUCAAGAUGGCGGAUCGGUCAGUUGGCACAAACAAGGAAUGUCUGAUGAAAGUCUUUUCUUCCAAAACCUAACCCUACUUUACAAGAAUAACGAGCUUUCGCUUAGAGCAAUGCAAUAA